AUUGCGGGAAUUUUUGACAGUUGUCAAUAAAAACACCGUGAUUUGUAAUUUUCAUCUGAAUUUCUUCGAAUUUAUCGAUUGAUCAGUUGAUAGUUGGUCUAAUUUACCUAUAUUUUAUAAAUAAAAGUGUUUAUAAGAAAACUUAGCUUGCGAUUGGUGAGUUUGUUGUUUCAAGAAGUAGUUGAGAACACAAGUACAUUGUGCGUUAACAUGGCGCUACGGAUGGACAUGUGCGGCCGAUAACGUUCGUCCUUUGUCGUUUUAUACGCUAAUCUAAAUGUAAAACUAUUGUGUUUGUUGAUGUUUCAUGAGCUUAUAGUGUUUGUAACGUUGUAAGGUUAUUACAUAACGGAUUUGCCGUGUCAUAUGUAGAAAUACGAUACGAAUACUGCAAUGGUGAAAACCCGUCGUAGUAAUGGAGAGAACGGGGAGGUUGACGAUGAGAAUUACACUGUAAACGACGGGGGCAGCGUCUCUGAUGAGAAGGGGUCGAAUUGGUCGCAACGCGAAUUACGAAGCAGUCAAUAUAAAGUCGAGAGGAAAAGGAAAAUCGAAAGGUGGCCGAAGAAAUACAGCCGCAGGCGACGGGCUAUUAAAAUGCCUAGACUUGUGUUCCCAGAGAGUGAUACCGAACCAGAAAAAUAUUCGAGGAGAUCGCGUCAAGUGCGAGUGUUCUUUGCGGACGACAAUGACUCUACUAACAAAUGCAUGCGGAUUCGCCGGAGCCGCGGCCCUAGGAAGAACUACGUGGAAGACAGUGAAGACAAACCGAUACAGGACAAUGUUCGUCGCAGCUGUCGCAAGCGCAAGCUGCUGCACCACAACUUCAACGAGAGCUGGAUAACGAACGAGCUGAAAGUGAAGGGUUACCCGGACCUGUACGGGUUCCCAGGGUCGAGCUCCUCCGACGAGUUUACAUCUGGAGACGAGGCCAGGGACACUAGCAAGAAAUUGACACGUAAUCACGCCCCGACCAACACUGAUGAGGACACGCAGCUGUCGAGACAGAGACGAACAUCCGCAAGAUUUAACAGUAAGAAGGUCAAUGAUGACUCAGAUUCUGAAGAUGAGAAUAACCAAACCGUAAUAGAGAAGAAACCGUCCGGAGAAGAUAAUAAAAAAAAUAGUUCAGAAAAUAGGGAAGAGGGUAACACGGAAAACAGGGAUAAUAAAGAUGGUGUUAAGACUGACGUGGACAUGCCGAUGCCGGGACCAGAUAGUGAAAGCAAUCAAGCUCCAUCCAGAUCGAUCAAGCGCAGGACCACCAGAGGGAAACCAAAGAAACCCGACAGCCAGAAUGAAACAGCGUCGGAGUCGUCGUCAUCGGAGUCCGGCAGCGAGCUGACGCUGAGCCGACAGCCGCGACGGUCGAAGCGCACGCGCAAACCGAAACCCGCUUUCGUACAGAUUGCACAGUCUGAAACACGGGGCAGAGCGAAAACAUUUACAAUCAGGAAGAAGCCGUACAGUUUGAGAGAACGAAAGCCGAAUAUCUUGCGCAGGAAGACAAUUAGAGCCCAAUCUCCGUCAAGUACGAGUAGCAGUAGCACCACCUCAAGCUCUGAUACUGAAGAGGACCUAAAUGUUUCUAUGAAAAACAAGACUAAGGGCAGACAAAAGUCAAAAUCAAUGGAUGAUAAGAAAACAGACAGGGCACUGAGAGAUAUACAACCGGUGGAAGUCGACCGCAGCGUGAGGUUCUCUUCGGUCGGCGGCUUAGAAGAACACAUAAGAUGUCUUAGAGAAAUGGUGUUAUUCCCGUUAAUGUAUCCAGACUUGUUCCAAAAGUUUAAAACUCGUCCGGCAAAAGGCGUAUUAUUCCAUGGACCGCCCGGCACGGGGAAGACUCUACUCGCGAGGGCUUUAGCCAAUGAGUGCAGUUUGGUUGGAGGGAGGAAGGUGGCGUUCUUCAUGAGGAAAGGAGCGGAUUGUUUGAAGAAGUGGGUGGGAGAGAGCGAGAGGCAUCUCAAGUUGCUGUUUCAACAGGCGAAUAAGAUGAAACCGUCCAUAAUAUUUUUCGACGAGAUUGAUGCGCUGGCGCCGGUGCGGAGCGUUCGUCAGGAGCAAGUACACACAAGUGUUGUGGGAACGCUACUUGCAGAGAUGGAUGGAUUGUGUGACAGAGGCGAAGUGGUGAUAAUAGGCGCCACCAACCGCCUGGACGCGGUGGACCCGGCGCUGCGGCGCGCGGGCCGGUUCGACCGCGAGCUGCACUUCGCGCCGCCGCGCACCGCCGCCAGGAAGGACAUCCUGCACAUAUACACCAAGCACUGGGACCCGCGCCCCAGCGACGACACCAUCGACCAGAUCGCGGAGCUCACGGGAGGGUAUGGAGGUUCUGAUCUCAAAGCGUUGUGUUCGGAGGCGGUAUUAAAGGCGCUGCGGAGAGUGUACCCUCAAGUUUAUGAAAGCGAAUACGCCUUACUUAUCGAUACCAAAAACGUGGAGGUGACGAAGGAAGACCUAGUGGAGGCAAUGCACUGCGUGGUGGCGGCCGGCGCGCGUUGCCGACCCCUCGCCGCGCGCCGCCUCUCUGCGCGUGCGCUGCCGCUGCUCGGCGCGCAGCUCGCCGCCGCCGCGCACCUGCUGCACAACGCGCUCGGCGACCGGAUCGGAGACGCCCUAUCAUCCAGCGUGUUGCUCAUCAGCGGUGAAUGCGCAGACACGCACGUAGCCCCGGCCCUGCUCGCUGAGCUGGAGAAUUGCACCGUCGUAGAGCUCAGCAUGUCGACGUUACACUCGGCGCAUACGUUCACGCAGGAACAAGCGCUUAUAUCUGUGUUCUCGGAGUGCCGGCGCGCGGACCGCGGCUGCGUGCUGCUGGUGCGCGACGUGUGCGCCGUGUGGGCGGCGCUGGCGGGCGCGGGCGGCGCGAGCGCGGGCGCGGCGCUGCUGCUGCAGCUGUGGCGCGGCGCCGCGGGCCACCGCACCACGCUGCUCGCCACCACGCCGCUGCCGCACGAGGACCUGCCGCCGGAGCUCCACGACCUGUUCCCGGUGUACAAAGACUGCGUGUACCGCGUGAGGGAGCCGUACGCGUCGGAGGUGAUCGGGUUCCUCAAGCCGGUGGUGGCGGAGGCGCUGCUCGACCCGCCGCCAAUAGAGAACCACGAGCCCCCACCCCCAUUGCCAAGAGCGCCGCCGCCGCCGCCGCCGCGCGAGAGCCCGGACGAGCUGGCGCGGCGCAAGCGCAAGGAGGACUACAAGCUGCGCGAGCUGCGGAUAUUCCUGCGCGACAUCUGCAGGAAGCUCGCCUCCAACCGCCGCUUCUACAAGUUCACCAAACCCGUUGACUUGGAGGAGGUGACCGACUACUUGGAGAUAGUGAAACAACCAAUGGACCUGGAGACCAUGAUGACCAAAGUGGACAUGCAUAAAUACAACUGCGCCAAGGAGUUCCUGGAUGACAUAGAUCUGAUAUGCGCAAACGCGCUCGAGUAUAACCCGGACAGGGCUAGAGGGAUGUAUAGGACGUCAUCAGACAAGCAGAUACGUCACGAGGCGUGUUCCCUGCGUGACCAUGCGCACGCGCUGAUCGAUGUAGAGAUGGACAGCGACUUCGAGCUCGAGUGUCAAGAGAUCGCGCGGAAACGGAAGGAGGAGGGGGACGAGGCGGACAACGAUUUGCCCGACUUUAUAUACACGGCUUCUAAUUUACCGCAAGGUCUAGACUCGCUCAUGAACAACAGCGAGAGCAAAACCCCUCGCACCUCGCAGAAUGGUGACAAGAACGACGCGCACUCCGCCAAGCGGAAACGGAGGCGGAUGAACGCGUGGUCCAAGGGGCUGGUCGUCAAGCGGCCUAGGACUUCGCAGAAGAUGUCUCCAGUCCAAAACUUCAAGGACAACAGCCUCGGGAUCACAGACGAAGAGUGUAAGGAGAACAAGCCGAUCACGUCGACGCCGCUGUUGCCGCCGUCCUCACCUUCGGGUUCAGAUGACGACGCGCCGUUGCGCCGCAGACAAGAUGCUUGCGCCUGCGCACCGCACCAUACACAGCGACAGUACGCCGCGCCUGAUAGUCCAACAAGACCAACGGAAAAAUCUCCAGCUAAAACGUCACCAAAGAAGCGUAAUUCAGGACAUGACACUGCCAGCGGAGACGCAGACAAAGUACUGAUAAACAAGACUGAGUUAGAAAACAUUGUAUAUAAGAACGCGAAGGCUCUGAGGAGCAUCGGUCUCACUGCCCUACUCGACCUGCACACGCAGCUAACGAAAGUCGUACGAAGCUACGCGCACAAGUACGACCGCUCCAAACUGCCCCAAGAACUUAACACCGUGGUCAACAGGUACUUACAUCUAGCUAAAAAGUGAAUUAGAAUGUAGAUUGGCUGUUGUCAAUGGUUUUCUGAUCGAUUUUUUUGUGUAUCGAUUAUCGAUUUCACGUAAACGAUUAUGAGGUUGUGUGGUUACAUAGAUUUUUAGGUCUGUUUGAAUUUCGAUAUCGUUGCGUUAUCGAAUGUUAGAUGAAUGUUGGUUGUAAUUUAUUGUAGUAAAAUAGUUCGAUAAAAUGCUUAGAAGUUUUUGGGGAAAACGAUUGUUCUAAUUGUGACAUUGUAGGUUAAAAUCUUCAUAAAUAUAAUAUUUCCGCAAUUGAAAUUUACUGCUGGGCAGCUGAAAUAAAACUUGAUUGCUUUUUGAAUCCACAUGAUACGUAAUUUUCGAAUAAGAUUUUUCUUAUGAAGACUGAAUAACUUCAAGGAUAGAAAGGCAUAGAAAUUUACUUGUGUUCGAAUGGAAUGUCAACUUGACAUUUGUUUAGACGGUUAUCAUUGUAAAAGACAUUAUUGUGUGUACUAACAUAGUUCAAAUUUUGUAUCAUAACUUAUUUGCGUAAUAAUAAAACUUAUCUGCCGCGCGGCGUCGAUAACUAACGUCUAGUCCUCUCUACUUAUUUUCGAAUUAUUAUCGAUAAAUGAUGUAUAGUUUUCUGAAUUUUGUUUGUGACAGAAAAUUAUUGACAGCAAGCCAACGAUAGGGUAUCGAUAGUUUUGGAAUGAAGCAUUCCUUACAUAUGUCUGUGUGCCGCAGUAAUUUGUAUGAUUUUGAUUUUGUAUGAUUAUGAGUAUCGGAAAUUACUUGUUUGGACUUUAAGGGUGGGUUUAGAUUGGCGAACGCGCGGUAUGUGCUUACUGCAACUGUACACUGUGUAAGAUGCCUUAUUCGGCCCAGCAACAAAUAAUAUCGCGUCCUCGCUAAUGUAGAUGCACAUGUAGGAUCAUAAUAUCAAUUAUUUAUUUUAGUUAGGCUCAAAUGGACGUGACUGUGCGGUAAUGAUUUAUAAAAUGUCUCGGAUUCAUUUGUUGAGUCUGUAUUAUCAUUCGAAUUUAUUUAAGGACGAUUAAUUAGGAAUUAAAGAAGCCUCUUUGAACUACGCUAGUGUUAAUCGAUUGUUUUGUUUAAAUCGAAUUGUCUAAAUAAACUCGUUAUUGCGUUGGCUGCGAAUAAAUUCUAGAAUCGUUAUCUGGAUUAUCGAUUAAUGGUUUAACAAAUUUUUUUCAUAAUUUUUCUAAAUUAUUUAUCUAUAAUUUAAAUGAAUAAGCCUCAGUAAUUCAGUUGCGGCUGUUCAUUCCCGCACAUCGUCCGGUUACCUUCGAAUCGCUGUCGUCACGGCAGUUAAUAGUAACUAAAAAUAUUUUACGACAAUGAAACGAUUACCAUUCCUAAUGAGCCAAAUUGUUUGUGAUGUUAACUGAUGUACAAUUAAAAUGAAUUCUGCUGACGUUUACAGAUAAAUCGAUGUUGGUUUGUAUAUUAAGGUAUAAUAAAAAUGAUUUUCAGUGCUUAGAAAUAGUGUCGAUAUUCGAUAUAUUUAAAUAUGUAACGUAUAUGGAUAUAGUAUGCAGAAUAAUCGUUUCAUUUGCUUUUAUUUAAAUAAUCGAUAAGUACUAGUGAUGUGAAUUCUGCUGAAUGUAUAUUUGGACGGGAAUUUUUGCUUAAUACUCGUUCUAUAGAGCUUAUUCGAUGAUGUGACAAAUAUUAAAAAUCGAUUGGAUUUUCCUAUAUGAAUGAAUUUUAUGUUUACUGCUACGUCUAUCCCAAGAAACACGCACAAUGCACAUUAGAUUUCAUAAUUAUCGCCUUCUGGGACCAAAGUAGUGCUGUCUCUCUCUGUCUCUGUUUUACUUUUGAAGCCGUGUUUAUGUUCUUCUGCUUUAUAACUAGUGUGUAACACUUAAUCAUUCAAAUAAAAUAGUAACAAAUACCUGUUAUGUCGAUAGUAAUGAAUUAUUUCGUUAGUCCACUUUAGCCAUUCACGGGUCAUAUUAUCGACAAAAGAAUGUGUAUAAAAUCGAUUAGUCUACUUGUAUCGAUACACAUAGGAUUAAGAAUCGACUAUUAAAUAAUAGUCGCGAACGUUGCCCGCAUUUAAUACUAAAUAAAUAAUAUAUUCACGUCGAUAUGUUAAGAAUUACUUUAUCUUUCAACGUCAUCAGCAUUCGGUUUCAAAUCUAGGUUAGGUUUAAGCUGUUUUAAGAAAUUGCCCACUGGACUGUGAUAUGAACGUACAUGGAGAAUGAAUAUAGUAUUGUAAAUAAAAGUUUACUUUGUAACGCGGUUUUUAACCGUGUUCCUCAUUGGGUGUUACAUUUCUCUCCCAGUGUUACCUGUUUAUAAAUAAACAACUUUUAAUGUUGGCAACUUCGAAAUUUAAAUACAAUUUGGCUUUUUAGGCGUGAAAAUUUGCACUGAUUAUAUUUUUCAUUAACAAAAAUAUUGUUUUUAAUAAACGUACCAAAUAAGCUUAUAAUAUUCUGCUUACGCUAGAUGUAAGGUUGUACUAACAUAUAGAUAAUUUCAUUUAAUAAAUUAUUGUUAUUGUAUGACAUUUAGUAUUCAAAAUUUAUUUAGGAACUAACACGUAUCGAUACUAGAUUAGCGAUUGGUCCGAAUGGACUUUUCAAUAAUCGAUUCGAAUUAUUGCGAAUGAAUGGUUUUACUGUAAUAGACAAAUCACACUGCCUACGUGAGCGUGUUUAUUGAUGUGUGCUGAAAAAUUAAAAACGAUUUUGAAAUUUAUUAAUAUUGACAUUAGAUUAAAUUUGACAUGUAUGUAUUGAUGUUCUUAUCUGCUGCCACUUGUAGUAUAAUUCUGUGAAAGUAUUCGUUCAGUAAUAUGGAUAUUUUCUAUGUCUUGCGUAUUUGAUAUUUGAAUAAUCUCAUUUUUUGUAAAAUUUCUACUAUAAUUGGUUUCAACCAUAUACAGUUAUAAUUACCAAAAGAAACACUGUACCGAAAUUAUCUCAAAUGAUACGCAUUACAAUAAAAUAAAUUACGCAAGAAUAGAGUAUAUCUAUAAAAAGAAAGGAGGCUGUCCGUCGUGUUCUAUUGUUUACACGCGACUUAACAACCGUUCGUUUUAAAGUUCUGACAGAAUUAAGUACUUAAAAACUCCGAACAAAUUUCUAAAUCGGUUAUAGAAAUGCUUAUUAAAAUGGACAUUGAAUUUAUUCGCAUUUGAAAAAAGAAAAGUAGACUAAAGAGAAUAUAGUAUUGGUGUGAUUUAUUCUUUAAUGAAAAGUAUUUGGUUUGUAUAUCGAAUACACGAAUGUCAUUGUUUUGUUAUUUAUGUAAUAUUUGUCAUUUUAUUAAGUGUUUUAUUAAUAAAAAAAUGAAUAAAGUGUCUGCAAAGUUUCUUUAGUCUACAUAUUUUCUUGAGAAAAUAUCAAAUCACAUAUUCACAAGUACAGUGUGCAAAACAGAUGCAAUAAAUUCUAUGUACUAAACAAAACAGUGUGAUAUUUAUGAAUUAAAUAGAAAAUUAUGUCAUACAACAAAACAGUUACCUCAGUCCGACUAAGAAACUACGUCUACGUGUCACAGUCAUGCACUAUUAUUUAUAAUUCGCUGGUACCGUCAGCAAAGCAGUUCUUACGGUGAAUUUACGAAAAGCCGUACGGGUGAUUCCAUCAAAAGUUAUAAUUAAUCUAUACUAUUAUAUAAAGCUGAUAUAUAAUAUUUAAAAGGCGUUAAACAUAAUUAAAGCUUGUCAUAUUCGCUCCGAUGUCAUGUUUCGAGUUUCGGUGUAAAAUAACAUAGGCAUUCGAGUGAUGCAACGUUUCUCGAAAGUCGACAUUGUAACUGGACAGUACUUUACCAGCGCCCCUAAAAUGUAGCACGAACGUUCAAGUUAUUUGAUUGUGAUUGGUCGAGACAGCAACGCGUGGGUCACAUGUCUUUCGACCAAUCACAAAUGUUUGUGCAAUAUUUUAUGCCCAGUUCAAGGGAGACUUGUAUAGUAUUGUCUCAAAAAAAAAACCCUUAAAGUUGCGAAGUGAAAUAAUGAAGUUGUAAAUACUAGUACGACUGUGCGUAGACGCAUCUUGUAAUAUAAACAUUCGAAUUUCUAACGCUAGGGUAAGUAAAUCAAACCAUGUUAUUAACACUGUCCUGUGUAACAGAAUUCCCUAUACGUAAAGCACAAUCUGGUUCCAAAAAUAGGUUGGAUUUGAUUGGUGACAGAGAUCACGUGAUAUAACUAGAUUUUGCCCGCGGCUUCGUCCGCACGGUAUUCGGUUUGUGGUAAAUAAAAAGUAGCCUUGGAGUUGAAGCUUACUCAGUACCAUAUAUCAUCAAUAUCGGUUAAAUGAUGUAGCCAUGAAGAACAAGAGAAUACGAAAUAAUAUAAAAAAUAUUCAAGUCACUCUCCUAGUUCAGACCCAAAACAAAUCUAGUUCGGACGUACUCUAGCAGUAACUCAGUAACUAAAUGAGUCUGAAUACCGAAAAUGUAGUCAAGUAGAUUACUAUAGACACGUUAAUUACUAAAUUACUCGCUGGUCGAAUAAAAUGCAAGCGUAGUCCGAACUAGGCUGAAUAAGUUACUGGCUCAAAAGACUAGUAGCCAAACACAAAUAAUAAAAGUUAUUCUGGUUAUAAUAGUCAUGUGUUCUAAAUUCAUAUAGGUACACAGUGUAAUAUUAAUAAUAUUUAGCAUUAACUAUCUUUAAGUAGAUAAAUUUGCGAUAAAUGCUUAGUAAUUUUAGUCCAUAAUAUAGUUGAUUACUCACUUGAUUUUUCUUGUUUGUAAAAACUUUUCCAGUAGCUGAAAAUGUACAAUUUAUAUAUAAUCUUUUCGUUUCUAUAUCUUCUGUCGGAAGUUACCAACCAAACUACAAAGCAAUAAAAGUACAAACAGAAAAUUUAAACAAAUUAAAACGCGAAUAAAUACUAUGAUAAAAUUAGUAUCGAACAAAUUAUAGCUUACUUUAUUAUAUAUUAUGAAGUCAGCUUCAAAUGAGUGUAUACGCGAAUAACGACCAAAUAAGUCUAAACGAAGCAAAGUAAUUAAUAUCUAAUGUCUUCCUGCUAACGUAUAUAUUCAUUUGAAGCUGUAUGUGUUUUUAAGAUCAAUUUAAUUAAUAGGUAAUUACUAUUUUGGUCUGUCGCCGAAUCAAAUCCAGCCUCCGUACUCUAUGUAAAACUAUGCUUGCAUUUGCUCAACACAGAAGUGACUCGACGCUCACGAUAUCCACCGUAUAAAUUAGUGUAUAAUUUUAUAUUUAUAAAAUUACAAUUAUUAAUUAAACUGAAAAUAAAAGGGUAUGAUUACAUGUGAUAUUA
Manduca sexta (tobacco hornworm) is the source of this 9566-nucleotide messenger RNA. Its product is annotated as ATPase family AAA domain-containing protein 2. Gene Ontology annotation, molecular function: ATP binding; histone binding; ATP hydrolysis activity. Gene Ontology annotation, biological process: positive regulation of transcription by RNA polymerase II. The transcript is spliced from 28 exons. The coding region runs from base 394 to 4317 and encodes 1307 amino acids. Lineage: Eukaryota; Metazoa; Arthropoda; Insecta; Lepidoptera; Sphingidae. The record is from RefSeq and is a predicted model, not a curated record. Gene Ontology annotation, cellular component: nucleus.